This is a messenger RNA of Strongylus vulgaris, 540 nucleotides long. The record is from the annotation of a GenBank genome assembly. Lineage: Eukaryota; Metazoa; Nematoda; Chromadorea; Rhabditida; Strongylidae.
AUGGCAGCAAGUUUCGUCCUAGCUCGGAUUAUGUCCAACAUGAUCUGGCAGGGUGAUGCCCAAUGUCCACCCUGUACUCUUCUUUUCACUUUGUGCACUUGGCCAAAAUUCACUGCCAUUUGUUGGACAGAUCACAAUAUGGUAUAUUUUGCGUUGGCACCGUUCGUACGAAGUCUAGUGGUUUCUCUCUUCUACCACGGUGGAGUUGUUGGUUUCGUAGUUUCUACUAUUUGGUUCUUAGCUGCUCUUCUUUACUUUUGGGGACUGUAUAUUACCAGCAAAGCUUUGACGUAUAUCACUACUCACUACAGAGGUUAUGAUGAUGUUGAUCCCGAAAGAGUACAAUUCAUAGAGCAGAUGUUACGAGACAUGAUUGACGAAAUCAAGCAGAAAGAGUUGGAUAUUGCGGCUGGAGCUAUUCUCAGCGCCGAAGAGGCAAAAACAACAAAAGAUGACCUUUCAAAAAAUACCAAAAGGAAAGCAACCUCAAUACAACAGCCAAAGGAUGGGCGACAGGACGAAAAGUCAAAAGUUGAAUAG